Messenger RNA from Manis javanica (Malayan pangolin), 2442 nucleotides. It is a transcript of the gene CDC6, whose product is annotated as cell division cycle 6. Gene Ontology annotation, cellular component: nucleus. Gene Ontology annotation, biological process: DNA replication initiation; cell division; mitotic DNA replication checkpoint signaling. Gene Ontology annotation, molecular function: ATP hydrolysis activity; DNA replication origin binding. NCBI's taxonomy places the organism in Eukaryota, Metazoa, Chordata, Mammalia, Pholidota, Manidae. The record is from RefSeq and is a predicted model, not a curated record.
CGGGAAAACUGCAGCUCUGCAAAUUUGGCGCGAGAGCGGCCUGGCUUGGCUUGGCUUGGCUACCUCCGUGUGUAAGUUUAUUCUGGAGCUUGUCGUGGAGAGUCCCUGAAGCUGCGUCGUUGAGACGUGAGAAAGAGCCGGCAGUGUGGGAGCGCAGCCCUGUGAGGUGUUGUGUUGCCAUCAUGCCUCAAACCCGAUCCCAGUCACAGGCUACAAUCACUUUUCCAAAAAAGAAGCUGUCUCGGAGAUUGGACAAAGCUAAAAACUCCAGUGACACCAACCUAGAACUGACAAAUGUGCAGGCCAUACCCCAUUCACCUUGUGUAAAAACACUGCCUCUCAGCCCUAGAAAACGGCUGGGUGAUGAUAACCUAUGCAACACUCCCUACUUACCACCCUGUUCUCCACCAAAGCAAGGCAAAAAAGAGAAUGGUCCCCCUCACUCACAUAUACCUAAGGGGCGCAGAUUGGUAUUUGACAAUCAGCUGACAGUCAAGUCUCCUGGCAAAAGAGAACAAGCCAGAGUUCAUCAAAACAAAAUACGUUCCUCAGUUCGAAAAGGUCAGGAGAUAACAACAAAUUCUGAGCAGAGAUGUCUGCUGGAGAAAGAAUCUGCAUGUGUGAGACUAUUCAAGCAAGAAGGCACUUGCUACCAGCAAGCAAAGCUCGUCCUCAAUACAGCUGUUCCAGAUCGGCUGCCUGCCAGGGAAAAGGAGAUGGAUGUCAUCAGGAAUUUCCUGAGGGAGCACAUCUGUGGGAGAAAAGCUGGAAGUCUUUAUCUUUCUGGUGCUCCUGGAACUGGAAAAACUGCCUGCUUAAGCCGAAUUCUGCAAGACCUCAAGAAGGAACUGAAAGGCUUUAAAACUACCAUACUGAAUUGCAUGUCCUUGAGGAAUGCCCAGGCUGUGUUCCCAGCUAUUGCUCAGGAGAUUUGUCAGGAAGGAGUAUCCAGGCCAGCUGGAAAGGAGAUGAUGAGGAAACUGGAAAACCAUAUGACUGCAGAGAAGGGCCCCAUGAUUGUGUUGGUGUUGGACGAGAUGGAUCAGCUGGACAGCAAAGGACAGGAUGUAUUGUACACACUGUUCGAAUGGCCAUGGCUAAGUAAUUCUCGAGUGGUGCUGAUCGGUAUUGCUAAUACCCUGGAUCUCACAGACAGAAUUCUGCCGAGGCUUCAAGCUAGAGAAAAAUGUAAGCCACGGCUGUUGAACUUCCCACCUUAUACCAAAAAUCAGAUAGCCACUAUCUUGCAGGAUCGUCUUAAUCAGGUAUCUAGAGAUCAGGUUCUGGACAAUGCUGCAAUUCAGUUCUGUGCCCGAAAAAUCUCUGCUGUUUCAGGAGAUGUUCGCAAAGCACUAGAUGUUUGCAGGAGAGCUAUUGAAAUUGUAGAGUCAGAUGUCAAAAGCCAGACUAUCCUCAAACCACUGUCUGAAUGUAGAUCACCCUCCGAGUCACCGGUUCCCAAGCGGGUUGGUCUUAUUCAUGUAUCCCAAGUCAUUUCAGAAGUUGACGGUAACAGAAUGACUUUGAGCCAACAAGGAGCCCACGAUUCCUUCCCUCUUCAGCAGAAGAUCUUGGUGUGCUCUCUGCUGCUCUUGACCAGACAGUUGAAAAUGAAAGAGGUCAUGCUGGGGAAGUUAUAUGAAGCCUAUAGUAACGUCUGCCGCAAACAGCAGGUGGCAGCUGUGGACCAGUCUGAGUGUUUGUCACUUUCGGGGCUCCUAGAGGCCAGGGGCAUUUUAGGAUUAAAGAAAAACAAGGAGAGCCGCUUCACAAAGGUGUCUUUGAAGAUAGAAGAGAAAGAAAUAGAGCAUGCUCUGAAAGACAGAGCUUUAGUUGGAAAUAUCUUAGCUACUGGACUGCCGUAGUCUUUUAUACUACUACUCCACUUGAAAGUAUCCGGCUGGCACUGAGAGACCUGUGAAGUUUUCAUUUUAGAACUUCACACGUUCAGGUCUGGAAACAAAUUUGACCUUUUUUACUUGAAACUGAUCAAUUUUAAUCUAUAGAUUCAUGAAUAUUAGGACAGAAUAGUAUCUUUGGGUCUUAUUAUUUUUCUGCAUUAAAAAUUCCAAAUAGACCCUUUUAAAAUAUACUCACUACCUCUAUCACUUGUGUGUCUCUAACCAAUAUGCUUGCAAGAAUACACGUUUAUGUUGUGGAAUGUUUAUACAUUUACCUCUUAUUUCCCUCCAACACUGAUAUAUUAAAGAACUUUGGGGCUGGAGUAAGAAGAAUGAAAAAGGUUGAUCCAGAAAAAUAAGCACGUCCACAUGGAGAUUUGGAGGACACUUUGAUCAAAGAAUUUCUUUAUUUUUGGAGUACACUCUGUUCAUGUUGCUGUUGCUCCCCUAUUGUGGCAUUUUAAAGACUGAGUUUCCUGAGCAUUCCCAAGGUUGUGGGGGUCGUAAGGAGACUGUAACCUAUAAAUUAUGAAAUAUUUUA